This is a messenger RNA of Acanthopagrus latus (yellowfin seabream), 4279 nucleotides long. RefSeq names its product solute carrier family 6 member 4a (gene slc6a4a). NCBI's taxonomy places the organism in Eukaryota, Metazoa, Chordata, Actinopteri, Spariformes, Sparidae. The transcript has 14 exons. Gene Ontology annotation, molecular function: serotonin binding; serotonin:sodium:chloride symporter activity. The record is from RefSeq and is a predicted model, not a curated record. Gene Ontology annotation, biological process: serotonin uptake; sodium ion transmembrane transport. Bases 651 to 2669 code for a protein of 672 amino acids. Gene Ontology annotation, cellular component: membrane; neuron projection.
GAGAGAGAGAGAGAGAGAGAGAAAGAGAGAGAAAUGAGGGAGGUUUGAGAGCUCAAUGGGCAAACACAGUGUCCUGAUGUGCUGGUGCACGCUGUUUCUCUGGCAAGUUUUUGUAACACUACGGGAUUCUUUGAAAUUUGUGCAGAAGUUUCCUCUGCUGAAGUUUUAGCCACCACUUGUCUUCAUUUACCAUCUCUUAAGUUUACCCCGUCGCAGAGUGUCUCAGAGGACGAGCAGUUUGUGGAGGGGAUCCAAGAUUCUUGUAACUUUUCUCCUGGCCACAUCCUGUUCAAACACAUCUCUCUUCUCGUCCUCUGUCUGUCUUCGCUGCCUGCUCUUAUUCCUUCUUGCUCAGCAGAUACAUUACAGUCUCACCCCCUCCAUACACACACCUCCCCUCAUCCUGGCCCCUUUCUCCUCUUUUAGCUCUGCUCUCCUGCUCGCUGUCUGCUUUACCUGUCCAAGAAGGACAAUCCCGUUUUUUGUCAGAUUUGUCCCACACCAUCACUGCAUCACGCCCUCGCUCCCCUAAUCUUUCUCUUCCCCUAAUGGGCGCCAUAUCAGACAGCAGUGCCACAUUCCCUUCAUCGUCACUGAGAACCUCUCUCCACCCCUAACCGCCUUGCCAACACCAACAUCAACACGACCCAAUGGAGACAAAAGAUAUGAUGAUGACAAGCAUGUUGACAAUGGACAAAGGGGAGAAUGAGGGAGAGAGGGACAAAGCGAGAGAGGAGGUCGGGGGAGAAGAGGAGGGGACACAGCAGGAAAAUGGCAGACUGAUGCUGGCUGACGGUCUUGCAGAGAAAGGACUCAAGAGCCUGAACUCUAGCUCUGGACAACAGGUGUCCAAUGGCUUCACCACUUCCACCCCUCAAAGCCCCAAGGAGGGUCCAGGGACUGAAGCGAGCUCUGCAGGUACAGCCUCUGGAGGAGUCACAGGGUCCUCUGUGCCGCUGGGAGGCCUCAGGACUCUGGUGGUCCAACAAACCAGCUUGGAGAGGCCCAGAGAAACCUGGAGCAAGAAGAUGGACUUCUUGCUCUCUGUGAUCGGCUACGCCGUGGACCUGGGAAAUGUCUGGCGCUUUCCUUACAUCUGCUACCAAAAUGGAGGAGGUGCCUUUUUGCUGCCCUACCUGUUGAUGGCAGUGUUCGGAGGUGUCCCUCUCUUCUACAUGGAGCUGGCUCUUGGCCAGUUUCACCGUAGCGGCUGCAUCUCAAUCUGGAAACACAUCUGCCCCAUCUUCAAAGGGAUCGGCUUUGCAAUCUGCAUCAUAGCCCUCUACAUAGCCUUCUACUACAACACAAUCAUGGCCUGGGCCUUGUACUACCUACUGUCGUCAUUUCGCCCCACCCUGCCCUGGACCACCUGCACCAACAGCUGGAACACCGCCAACUGUAACCGUUACAUGUCCACCGACCACAAUGUGUCGUGGUCCAACUCCUCAACCUCCCCCGCCGAGGAGUUCUAUACUCGCCAGGUGUUGCAGGUCCACCUCUCACCAGGUCUGCACCAGCUGGGUUCUGUCAGCUGGCAGCUGGCCCUCUGCCUGCUCUUCAUCUUCACCAUCGUCUACUUCAGCAUCUGGAAAGGAGUCAAGACGUCUGGAAAGGUAGUUUGGGUGACGGCUACCUUUCCCUACCUGGUCCUCCUGGUGUUGCUCAUCCGUGGGGCUACUCUGCCAGGGGCCUGGAGGGGCGUGGUCUUCUAUCUCAAACCUGACUGGGAGAAACUGCUUAGCACAACAGUGUGGAUUGAUGCAGCCGCUCAGAUCUUCUUCUCACUCGGUCCAGGAUUCGGCGUACUCCUUGCCUUUGCCAGCUACAACCCUUUUCACAACAACUGCUACAAAGAUGCUCUGGUUACUAGCUCUGUGAACUGUCUGACUAGUUUUCUGUCGGGCUUUGUCAUCUUCACCGUGCUGGGUUACAUGGCUGAGAUGAGGCACCAGGAUGUGGGUGCUGUGGCCAAGGAUGCUGGCCCCAGUCUGCUGUUCAUCAUUUAUGCAGAAGCCAUAGCAAAUAUGCCUGCUGCUACUUUCUUUUCCAUCAUCUUCUUCCUGAUGAUCAUUAUGUUGGGUCUGGACAGCACGUUUGCAGGAUUGGAGGGAGUGAUCACAGCUAUGCUAGAUGAAUUCCCUCAUGUCCUGGUUAAGAGAAGAGAGUGGUUUGUUUUCGGCCUAGUGUGCGUCUGCUACCUUGGAGCUCUUUCUACCCUCACUUAUGGGGGAGCAUUUGUGGUGAAGCUGUUUGAGGAGUACGCUACAGGCCCUGCAGUCAUCACUGUGGUCCUGCUUGAAGUCAUCGCCGUUUCCUGGUUCUACGGUACCAACCGUUUCUGUAAUGACAUCCAGGUCAUGCUUGGUUUCUCCCCUGGCUUUUUCUGGAGGGUCUGCUGGGUGGCCAUCUGCCCCUGCUUUCUGCUGUUCAUCAUCAUCAGCUUCCUCGCCUUCCCUCCAGAGGUCAGGUUGUUCCACUAUCAGUACCCACCUUGGACCACUGUCCUUGGCUACUGCAUCGGGGUUUCCUCCUUCAUCUGUGUGCCUGCUUAUAUGGUCUACCACUUGCUCAAUGCCAAGGGCACAUUCAAGCAGCGUCUGUUGAAGAGCAUCACUCCAGAGCCCAGCGGUGAGCAACACAGAGACUUCAUUGACACCAACGCAAUCUGACCGAACUCUGACCAGAGGAAGGUGCCACUUUAGCUGCAGAGCUAUGGCGCACCCUCUUCUGGACAAACUGCAAAACUACAGGACAAGGGGGCUACCUUUCACCAUCUUUGCCUCUUUUCAUUACAUUUCCUUCACUUGUGUUAGCUGUCUCACACCAAGAUGCAGAGAUAGAGGUGGAGCCAGGCUGCAGUAGCUUUCUCUUAGCUUGGUUUAGUUUGGUUCCUUGUGGUUAUGUUUUGAACAAGGUCUCUGGUGUUACUUAAAAAACCCAGAACUUUUUUUUUUUCCCUCUUAGAAAUGUCACCUGAAUCAUUAAGCGACCGACCUUUCUUCAGGGUUAUACAGUUGUAACAAAUAUUUUAUACAGCUAUGUAGUAUAAUAAGUAUAAUACAAUCCAUGUAGACCGUAAACUGAAGACACUGCACAUAGAAAUGAGCUGGAGAAGACCAGAUAGUUACAUUUCAAUCCCCUCUCACUGUUUGUGGUUGUACUUUCAUAUUAAGCUGUUAAGUUAUGCAUUCUUAAAUGUAGCAAAAUUCAGGUAUCUUUUUACAUCUGUUACUGAAGCCAAAUAUAUGACAUCUGUUCAUAUUUCUAAAGAUGUUUCAAUAUUGUACUCGUCGUUUUGUUGUGUUCACUGUCAGCCUGUGUUUAUUUGGUGACAUCUUGGACAAACGACGGAUUUGCAAUGAGUUCCCUACACUGUGAAGCACUGUGUGGAAGUGUCAUGAAUGUGUGUUUCUGCGUGUGUGUGUGUGUGUGUGUGUGUAUAAGUGUAUUAAAAAGAAAGACUGUUAUAAUGUUCAGUGGAAAAAAAUGGAUCACAGACAGAACCAAUCAAGUGUAUUCUUUCUAUAACUGCAAUAUGAGAUGUUUAUUUAUUUUAUAAUGUAUCAUUGCUGUUGUUUUGACCUCCCACACCUCACUAUGACACCCAUUACACGGCAUAGUGCUGAUGAUCUGUUAGUGACGUUCUGUUGUCAUACUGUCAGUAAUAGAAACCAAAUAUGGAUCAGAGCUAAUAACAUUAUCAAUGGCAUAGUUUUAAAAAAAAUCAGCGUUACUGCUCUUUACUUUCAACCAAAAACUGGUGUGUGUGUGUGUGUGUAUGUGCGCACAUGUGCCUGUGUGUGAGAGUGUGUGUAUCUGUGUGUAUGUAGGAGCAGGAGUUAAAAUAUGGCGAAUACUGUACAUCAUGUGUAUUUACUAGUCUGGUAUUGGUGUAAUCUAUCCUGUGAAUACCUGUCUCCUCUCUUCAUGGACAUUUGAAUGUGUGUGAAGGGCUCGAGUGUUCCGUGUGUGUGUGAGUGUGUUUGUGCACCUUGAUUAGUGUGUCGGUGCACGUAUGGGAUUAGAGUUGUUGAGCCCCUUUAUGUGUGCAUGCCGUGAUGUGUGUGUACAUUGUACUUCAGAUGUGUGUGUGUGAGUGUGUGUGAGUGUGUGUAUGUAAUGUUAUCUCCUGUUGUCUCGUCAACUGCCAAAAUAUAUUAUGAAGGAAGUAAACUCCCUGUUGCCUCUCUCUCUCUCUCUCUCUCUCUCUCUCUCUCUCGUACCUCUCAAGCUUAUGUAAGAUCUAUGUAUGUCAAUAAAAGACUGUAUUAAAAAAAAA